AUGCGUUUCUUCACAAAGUCGAAGCGAGUGACAUCGGAGGAAUCGCCGCCACAGGUCACUUCUCAGUCGGAAAAAGCAAAUAAUUUCCUAGCCGCCGUCUCAGGAGUAUCUGUGAUUGUUCUGCAGACGCUGCAGAGUGCUGCUCGCUUCGCUCCUGUUCCAUACCUCUCCGACAUAUCUGCGGCAGCGUUGGGGAUUGUGAAUGCAGCACAGACAUUCGAAAGUAACAAAGAAGGGUUCAGAAGACUUGCAGCAGAUUCAUGUGAACUUGUAUACGCAGUGACCUCCACCUGUGAUGGUUUCACAAAGGACGGGAAAAGUUUGCCCGCAGACCUGGAGGAACAUCUCAAGCAGCUUCUUGAAUCUCUCAAGAAGAUACAAGCUUUCAUUGCAAAACAAUCGAGAAGAAAUCGAUUCUCACGGUUCUUAACAUACAAGACAGAUACUGGUACAAUCCAGGAAUACAGGGAAGCGCUGAGGCAUUCACUAGAUUUGUUCGGGCUUCAGUCGGAUAUCACCAUCCGUGAAACAGUUCAGAGGAUUGCCGAAAGACAAGAAGAGCUCCGAGCAUCUAAUUCUAGUCAACAGGAAGUUUUUCAGUCUGGAUCAGAGCCGGUUCAGAGACCUCGAGUUUUGGCCUACAAUAGUAUUUUCUCUGGCGUCAAUUCUGGCACCUUUUCUGGGAAUAUCAGAGUCAAUAACGUUGUGGGCGACCAAAACAACUCCAGUAGUAACAAGCAGUCGGUGGUUAACUAUAGUUAUAAUAGUGGCAGGGGUUCCGGUUAG
Marasmius oreades (fairy-ring Marasmius) is the source of this 786-nucleotide messenger RNA. RefSeq lists its product as uncharacterized. The record is from RefSeq and is a predicted model, not a curated record. The transcript has 4 exons. Gene Ontology annotation, biological process: cell surface receptor signaling pathway. Lineage: Eukaryota; Fungi; Basidiomycota; Agaricomycetes; Agaricales; Marasmiaceae. The coding region runs from base 1 to 786 and encodes 261 amino acids.